Molecule: messenger RNA, 699 nt
Organism: Miscanthus lutarioriparius
Lineage: Eukaryota; Viridiplantae; Streptophyta; Magnoliopsida; Poales; Poaceae
Source: the annotation of a GenBank genome assembly
AUGGCGUCCGCGCCUUCCGCCCCCGCCUCCGCCGCCGUCAAGGCCGCGGUCCUCCCCAUCUCGGUCCAGCCGCCGUCCGCCGUGGCAGUAGUGGCGCGACGCGCGCCGGUGCCGGCCGCCCUGCGAGCCCUGGGCGGGCGUGGCCGUGGCGCGGCGCUGGUGGCGUCCGCCGCGUUCGAUGACCUGCGCCCGGCCAUCGACGAGUACCCCGAGGGCAUCCUGUCCGGGGAGUGGCCUGGCAACUUCUCCCUCCUCAGCUACGCCGACCUCCGAGCCUACCUGGAGUCCCAGAUCGCCUCCUCCGACCAGAUGAGCCCGGCGGCAAAGCUCGAGGACGUGAUGUCGCGCCCCGUGCAGGUGGCCACGCCGGGGCAGCGGCUCGCGGAGGUCGAUGCCUUCUUCGCCGCGCAGCAGUACUCGGGCCUGCCCGUGGUCGACGAGGAUGGCAGGUGCGUUGGUGUGAUCUCCAAGAAGGACAAGACCAAGGCGCCUAAUGGGAUGGAGUCAACUGUAGGUGAAGUGAUGUCAUCUCCUGCGAUAACCCUGACGCCCCAGAAGACGGUCUUGGAGGCUGCAGCACUAAUGCUUAAGGAGAAGGUUCACAGGAUACCGGUUGUGAAUGAACAGCAGCAAGUGAUCGGAAUUGUGACUCGCUCGGACGUAUUCCAGGCACUUGAGGCCAACAACAACAAAGCAUGA